Molecule: messenger RNA, 621 nt
Organism: Echinostoma caproni
Lineage: Eukaryota; Metazoa; Platyhelminthes; Trematoda; Plagiorchiida; Echinostomatidae
Source: the annotation of a GenBank genome assembly
AUGGACACAACAGCCGCCAUUUCCUACACCGAUAUAUCAUCGUCUGUGACCAUAUCAACCGGAAAGACGUCCGACAUAGCUUCUGCCGAUUCGUCCCAAGUCACAGCCGCAACCGCGGUCAAUGUUUCGGGGUCCGUACGUACUAACACAAGCACAUCGGAUGCGCCGACUGCCGAUAAUCAACUCUUAGCUAUGCUUGUGGCCGAGUUGGCCUGUUGUGAAUGUGGUAAGCUGACGAGACAGCCUCAACUCGAACCGGACGGGAAGACAAUGAAUGCGAACAUUUUGGUUGAAUGUGUACAGUGUGGUGCAUUGUAUCAUCAAAUGUGUCAUCAACCACCAGUCCUCACAUCAUCCGGUACAAGCCAUCAGGAUUGGCGAUGUGGCUCCUGCUCGACCGCGACUGCUGCUGCUACUGGAGGUGAUCACCCACAGACGACCAACCAACCAACUGCCACGUUGACAGCUACUGUUACGGAUGUGGCUGCGUCUAAAACUUCAGCGAGUGCGGUUGUGUCCAGCAGUCCGAGCGCCACAGAUCUCGGGCCGACAGUAGGUGCACGGAAGCGCAAAGCAGGUCUACAAAGUGUGCUUUCCGGGACCGGUUUUCGCCGACUCUGA